AUGCCACAUUUAAAAGAUGGGUCUCAGAAGAUAAAACAAAAAUGGACAAAUGCAAAAAUAUGUCUGAAUGUUUUCAAAGACGGAGGACGCAGUGCAAUACAUUGCUUUUUCUUUCAUAUCACUGCGGCCCUGGAGCAGGAUGAGCAGGCCAGGAAGCAGAGGCUGUCCUACAAGGUGGAGCAGCUCAUCUCUGCCAUGUCUCUGGAGAGCUGA
Molecule: messenger RNA, 213 nt
Organism: Menidia menidia (Atlantic silverside)
Lineage: Eukaryota; Metazoa; Chordata; Actinopteri; Atheriniformes; Atherinopsidae
Source: the annotation of a GenBank genome assembly